GUGAUUACACUAAUACCAGACAAGCGCGCGACGAACGCAGCGACAGGAUUGAGUACUGGAGCAGACAUCUUGAGUGUGAGAGAAGUAUGUCCCCUAACGGAGGGUACAAUUUAAAAUGGAUUACGGCGGUGUCGGUGUUGCUGUUCCUGCUGAUGACCUCUGCCCUAGUAACCACCAAAGUGUCGUUGCUGUGGAUUUUACGGCUGUAUAAAUACGAACAGAUUCAUCCGGCAACAUGGUACGUGUUCAUCGCCGUGUUGCUGGAGGCGCCGCUUUUGACUCACGUGGUUCACAUCGUCUGGAACACACCCUUCAUCUACGGAGACCGCCGGCCGUUGCCAAAGAAGUUAUUUAUUUUGUUGGGAAUCCUGGCAAGUGUGUCUGAGAGUGUGGCCAUAGCUGUGUUUGCGAGUGAGAUAUCCUACUUGCUGCCAGAGCCUGUGCUUCUGAUGCUGCCAGCUACAGUAAUCACUCUCCACGCCAUCAUCCAGACAAGUCACAGAAUAAAGGAACAAGCGUCCGAUGAUUUGAGCAAAAGCGACAGCGGUGACUCCGGGAAAAGCAAAGGGAGGCGAUCGCUGGUGAACUGCCUGGGCAUCCUGAUGAGCAGUUAUCUGUUCUGGACGCCAGCAGGCGUGGCCACCAUCCUCUACUCGUGCUCCUCCUUUAACGUGGGGCUGUGGGGAACCCUCGCCCUCCCCAUCGUCGUCCUCGUCCUCUCCGCUACCUGGAGCCCGCACCUGCAAACCACGGUGAUCACGGCCAGGGUCAAAGGGCAAGAGUUCGGCCCAAGAAAUUCGAUGCUGUCCCUUGUCUACGCGUCCUUUCGCGUGGUGACCAUCCCUGCCACGCUGUUCGUUAUCAUGUUCUUCAGGAUGGAGGCUUUCCGCUGUGACAUCGUGAGGUUCAUGACGCACGUGGUCUAUGACGUCACUGACUCCCGCGUGUGGCUGCCCCUGCUUGUGACGUGUCUCUUCGGUCUGGUCACCGUCAUGAUCGCCGGUGUAGCCUCCAAGGUGGCGCUCACGAACCCAGGCGUUCGCUUGCCCGCCCUCGCAACGCCAGCAGCAACCCUGGCCUUCGCCACGCUCCUGUGGCGGGAUCUGGAGAGCGAGGCCUUCUGGGAACUGUCUGGCGAUGACGUCUUCUCCUGGACCGCUUCCGGCGUAGUCCUUCUGGCCUGGCUGGUGACCUUUGCACUUCCUGGCGUUGCUCUGGUCAAGACGCCUCGCAAGUUUUUCGGACCUUUCGCCGAGAACUUCUUCGCCUUUUCCUGGAGACCCUUCUUCCUCGAGCAAUUCGCCAUGCUGAACACUCAAGUGCCGGAGGACGCCGAGGACGAGGACGCGAGCCGUGCUGGGAAUGCGAUAGUGGAAUGUUCUGGAAAAAAGGGAGCGAAGCGAGUUUUUAUCUGCACCACGAUGUACAGAGAGACUGAGGUGGAAAUGAGAAGAUACCUGAACAGCUUGAAGCGAGCGUUCAUGUCAAGCAAACUGCAGGACACUGCACUGGAAGCUCACAUCUUCCUGGACAACUGCAUCACGGAGACCUCUGACGUCAACGGCUACGCCAGACAGCUGUUAACGCUUAUCACACAGGUGCUGCACGUCACACCGCAGGCGCUUGUACGUCACGCAACGCCAUACGGCUGUCAGGUCUCCUGCUGCUGUAUAGGAGGCAAGAAACUGUUCGUGCACUGCAAAGACGGUCGCAAGUUCAAGAUCAAGAAGCGAUGGAGUCAGGUGAUGUACAUGAGGUACAUUCUCGACCACCGCUCCAGGUGCGCAACACAAACCCUCUCACCUCCACCAGAACUUUCAUGCACGAAAGAGCAGAAUAACUUCAGGGGGUGGAACAUAACGCCUGGCAGCGGUUCGUCCGGGGAGGCAGCAAAGCCAGAAGGGACCGGAAGUGUGUGGUUCUGCAGCGAACAGAUGUUGCCGUCUGCCGCAACCGAGUCCUUGAGGAAAAUUCUGAACGAACCACAGAACAGUCUCUCCAAUAUCGAGGCUUGCCCCAAGAACGACUGCAAACAUCUCUCCCUUCUCGACCAGCGCCACCUAGACGAAUCUGGAAGCGAGAGCGCCUUCGGAAGUGACGCGUGGAACGACAUCUACGCCGCCGCUGCGUCCUCGAUGGAGAGCACCACCUCCGGCAACUGCAGCGACGCGGAGGACGAGUCCAGUGUCAUGACCCUACGUGGCACCCUCGCUGCCAGUUCACGCCUCAAGAAACAAACAGUCGAGGAAUGGCGGAACGGUUCCAGCGGACUCUCAACAGUCAACCUUGCCAGCAAGGAGGGACGAGGAACGGGGAUGGUCGACCAGUCCUGCGUUCCUUUGCAAAGUCUGUUGACUUCUGGAAUGGGUGGUCCCGAUGCUGCCAUGUAUUCGCUGUUUGGAGAUGAUACCGAAGACACCAACGCCCGAGAGCAGCCGUCGUCCACGUGGUACAGCGGGACCAGAGGGAUGGAUGACGACGUCUACAUCCUGGCAACUGACGCCGACACUGAGUUCAGCGGCAGCAGCGUGCGGGUCCUGCUGGACCUCUGCAACGCAGACCGUUCUCUCGGUGCUGCUUGCGGCCGAACGGUGCCUGUGGGAGGCUGGAAGCCCAUCGUGUGGUACCAGAAGUUUGAAUAUGCAAAAGAUUUCUGGCUGGUCAAAUCCUCCCAGAACGUGAUUGGAUCAGUCACCUGCUGUCCCGGAUGUUUCAGCCUUUACCGUGGGUCCGCUCUUCGUGACGUCAUGACAACCUUUUCCAGCCCCAGCCAAUCGGCGUAUGACACGCUGGUCAAGGAUCACGGCGAGGACAGGUGGCUGUGCACGUUGCUGAUGCAGCAGGGGUGGAAGCUGGAGUACGCAGACAAGUGCCGCAACUCCACUCACUGUCCAGAGACGUGCGGAGAGUUCAUGAGGCAACGCCGGCGGUGGGUUCUUUCCGAGCUCUCCAAUAUGAUGCUGAUUUUUCAGGGGCUGUGGGGACUCGUCAAGAGCAACGCCGCCUUUUCCGCCAUGUUCGUGCUGUCGCUGCUGCACAUGUUCGUGUGGGUGCUGCUGUCGCCGUCCACCACCCUGGUGGUGACGUGCGUCAGCUUUCACGUCCUGUACCACCUGCCUGUGACGUACACGGCGCCAGCGGCCUACGGCGUCAUUCUGAUCUACUUUGCCAUGUGCGUCACUCAGCCACGUCAGACGCAGCGACUGGUGACGCAGGCCAUCGUGCUGCUGAUGGCGGCUGUCAUGGUAGCCGUUAGCGUGGGGUUCGUGCAAUACGUCAUCGACACGCUGCAAACAGAUGUGGCCGAGAGCGGGGGCGUGAGGUUCAAGCCCUACUUUCUGGUGCUGGUGCUGAUAAUCGCCACGAUGUACGCGGCGCUGCUGCACGCCAGCGAGGGUCACACCCUGGUGUACGGACUGGUGUACGCCGCCAUCUUCCCCUCCAUGUUCCUCACCCUCCCCAUCUACUCCGUGGCCAACAUGGUGGACACUUCGUGGGGGACACGAGAAGGGGAACCUAGCAAGUCCUGCUGCCAGUCGGUUAUGGUGGAACAGGAUGAAUCAGAUGAUAAAGAGACAACCGAAUUUCAUUUCAAAACUCGAGACCUCCAACCGCUGUCCGCCGGCGACCCACAGCAAGUGGAGGAACACCGUUUCUGGAACCGUUUGAAAGAAACGGUUUUGGGAUGCGAGGUGAACUGCGGGGAGACGGAGCGGAACCUGAGGAGGGACCUGUUCCGGCUUCGAACCCUGUGUGUUGCCGUCGUCUUCGUCCUCAACUCAGCUUGGUACGUCCUGCUGACGGCCGUGUACGUGUUUGUGGACAACGACGUAGUCUGCUACGUCAUCGCGUCGCUCUUCAGUUUCUCCCUCGUCGUGCAGCUGCUGGGGAUGACGUCAUACAAGAUGGAGGAGUUCUUCAAGACGUACCUCGUGAAGAAAAUGCCGCGGACUGCGCCGGUGUGGGUGAGAGAGAAGUUCUGAAGAUGGUUCGGGCAGCUGUGGUUGAUUGUCAGGGAGGAAAUCAUUCGCACAAACACAUGUGUAUGAUGCUUGUAUGUGAGUGUGUGCUGGAAUCAUCAUCAUCAUCAUCAUCAUUAUUUUCUUUUUCAUUUUCUUUCGCUCUUUCAUUCCCUACAGAAAAUACUAUUUUAAUAUGGACACUCAUGAACAUCAUCGCAUUAUGUCCUUUGAUGAUGCGUGCUAUCCUCUUUUUAAUCUUAAAACUAUUAUUGUUGGAACAAAAAUUUCAUUGAAUAAUGUACAUAUAAUGUAUUAUUAUGUAUUGUGUACAUAUACUGUAUCACUAUGUGUACAUAUACUAUAUUACUAUGUGUUAUCCAUGUUGUGCAAUAUCGUAAUGUUGUUUACAGAAAUAAACAGGAAAAGCUCGAGCAGUCGUGUUUCUAGUGCUACUUAAUGUGUGUAAAAUGAAAUGUUUCUCUUCCUCUUCCUGUACAACAUCUGUUUCU
Messenger RNA from Pomacea canaliculata, 4471 nucleotides. RefSeq lists its product as uncharacterized. The coding region runs from base 87 to 3983 and encodes 1298 amino acids. Gene Ontology annotation, molecular function: chitin synthase activity. The transcript is spliced from 17 exons. Lineage: Eukaryota; Metazoa; Mollusca; Gastropoda; Architaenioglossa; Ampullariidae. The record is from RefSeq and is a predicted model, not a curated record. Gene Ontology annotation, cellular component: cell periphery; cell septum.